Messenger RNA from Colletotrichum chrysophilum, 1236 nucleotides. RefSeq lists its product as uncharacterized. NCBI's taxonomy places the organism in Eukaryota, Fungi, Ascomycota, Sordariomycetes, Glomerellales, Glomerellaceae. The coding region runs from base 1 to 1236 and encodes 411 amino acids. The record is from RefSeq and is a predicted model, not a curated record. The transcript has 2 exons.
AUGCAAAGUGUACCAGAGCACAAGCUGGGGCAAUCACCGGGCGGUACUGCUGCUGGAGGAGCAGGUGCGGGUGCUGCUGCUGCCAAGGGCAAGGGAAACAAUGCUGCUGCGGCGGACCCUAUCGGUUCGCUCCUUGGAGGUCUUACUGGGGCGAAGGCCAAGGGCAAGACUGCCACCGCCGCCGCUCCAGCGAAGGCGAAGGGUAAGACACCCGCUGCUGCUGCUCCGGCAAAGGCGGCCAAGAAAGCAAAGAGCCCAGCCCUUGGAGCUAGACAGGCCGCGGCCGUUCCUGCCGCCUCCGCCGCCCCUGCUGCGGCUCCGGCUGCAGCUCCAGCUGCAGCCCCGGCCGCUGAUCCCAUCGGCUCGGUGCUUGGAACAUUGACGGGCAAGACCAACGGUCAGGCUGCUGGUGCUGCUGCUGCCCCUGCGGGAAGUCAAGCUGCCGACCCAGUUGGUGCUGUUCUUGGAACUGCCGCUGGUGUUCUCAAGGGCAAGGGAGGCCAACCAGCUGGUGCCGCGGCACCCGCAGGCUCGCAAGCCGCUGAUCCUAUCGGAACAGUCCUGGGAACCGCCGCCGGUGUCCUGAAGGGCAAGGGUCAACCCGCCAACGCGGCAGCCCCUGCUGGCAAUGCUGCUGCCAACCCCCUUGCGGCUCCCUUGAACACUGUGCUGGGUGCGGCUGCUGGCGUUCUGAAGAAGAAGGGAGCUGCUACUCCUAACGCUGCCGCUCCCGCUGCUGGUGCCGCCGCACCCCCUCCAGCAGCUGCCGCACCACCUCCAGCUGCAGCUCCUGCAGCACCUGCCGCCUCUAAGCCGGCUCCGGCUCCAGCUGCGCCGGCCGCACCCGCUGGAUCCAAGCCUGCCGCCGCGGCUCCCCCCGCUGCUCCCAAGCCUGCUCCCCCGGCCGCGGCUCCUCCGGCUGCAGCUCCGAAGCCCGCCGCCCCUGCUCCUGCCGCUCCCGCUGCUGCUCCCCCCGCCGCACCAGCUGCCGGCAAGCCUGCGCCGCCUCCAGCUGCCGCUCCGGUCCCUGCUGCCCCAGCUGGUGGCAAGCCGGCCGCGGCCCCGGCUCCAGCCCCUGCAGCCCCCGCUCCACCGGCCGGAGGAAAGCCAGCUGCUGCCCCACCCGCCGCCCCGAAGCCAGCUGCUCCACCAGCUGCCGCUCCGGCUCCCCCUCCUGCCGGAGCCCCCGCGACUCCCGCAGCCCCGGCGGGGAAACGUAUGCGCGUGCGUUUCUAA